AUGAGUUUCUUCAAGAACCUGUUCAAGGAGGCUGGCGUGAAGGAUGUCAUCACUCUCUUCCACGCCCCCAAGAACCCGGUCUCGACACGCGUUUACACCCUUCUGAAGCAAACGCACGCAACGGCCGUGGCUCAUGCUACGGAGGACCAGGCGAGCGAUCACACCAAGCAGAGCAAGCUUGAGAGGACCGAGUUUGAGUUGGACGUACAAGAAGGUGCCCCUACCACGGAUCAAUUGACCAGCAUCUUGGAAUACCUGGGCCCCUCGAAAGCCGGCAGCGUGGUUCAGGAUGCUACGGGCACUACGGAUGCGUUGCGGAAGUUCAAGCAGAAUGAGAGUCUGUUCCAGAGGCCGGUGACGGUGGAUUGGAACAACGGCAGGGCAGUGGUUGGCGAGGACGAGAGCGAGAUCCUGAAGUUGGUCCGCUCCUUGCCCAAGGAGACUGGCAAGGUAUAG
Messenger RNA from Zasmidium cellare ATCC 36951, 456 nucleotides. RefSeq lists its product as uncharacterized. The transcript is spliced from 5 exons. Gene Ontology annotation, cellular component: mitochondrion. The record is from RefSeq and is a predicted model, not a curated record. The coding region runs from base 1 to 456 and encodes 151 amino acids. Lineage: Eukaryota; Fungi; Ascomycota; Dothideomycetes; Mycosphaerellales; Mycosphaerellaceae. Gene Ontology annotation, molecular function: oxidoreductase activity.